AUGUCAACACAAGGGAAAUUAAACACGCGAAAUGCUGGAUCCAGCAAGGAAGACAUAGACUCUAUUUUACGAAUUCCAAUAUCUAUCUAUCAAUCUAGUUCAGUCUGUUCAUAUCAAUGUCUCUAUGUAUGUAUGUACCUAUCACAUUCUAUCUAUAUACCUAUCUAUCUCAGUCUUUUCAUAUCUAUCUAUAUAGUUGUUCAUAUCUAUCUAUCUAUCUAUCUAUCUCAGUCUGUUCAUAUAUAUGUCUCUAUGUAUGUAUGUAUUUAUCGCAUUAUAUCUAUCUAUCUAUCUAUCUAUCUCAGUCUGUUCAUAUCUAUCUAUAUAGUUCUAUCUAUUUCCGUCUGCUUCUAUCUAUCUCAGUCUGUUCAUACCUGUCAGUUUUUAUCUGUCAAUCUAUAUAGUUAUUCAUAUCUAUCUAUCUAUCUAUCUAUCUAUCUAUCUAAUCGCUGUCUGUUCGUAUAUAAACGUAUCCUCUAUAUACAUUUGAUCAUAUCUAUCUAUCUAUCUAUCUCAGUCUUUAUUCAUAUCUAUCUAUCUAUCUAUCUAUCUAUCUAUCUAUCUAUUCGCUGUCUGUUUGUAUAUAAACGUAUCCUCUAUAUACAUUUGUUCAUAUCUAUCUAUCUAUCUAUCUAUCUAUCUAUCUAUCUAUCUAUCUAUCUAUCUCAGUCUGUUCAUCUCUCUCUCUCCCUGUCUUUCACUUUCUGCCUGACUACUGUUCCUAUCUAUCUAUCUAUCUAUCUAUCUAGUCAGGGAACUAUCUCAGACUGUUCAUGUCUAUCUAUCUAUCUAUCUAUCUAUCUAUCUAUCUUCUCUAUCUAUCUAUCUAUCUAUCUACCUAUCUAUCUAUCUAAUACAAGCAUUUCGUAUCUAUCUAUCUAUCUAUCUAAUAACAAUAAUUUCGUAUCUAUCUAUCUAUCUAUCUACCUAAUACAAUCAUUUCGUAUCUAUCUAUCUCUCUAUCUAGCUAUCUAUCUAAUACAAUCAUUUCGUAUCUAUCUAAUACAAUCAUUUCGUAACUAUCUAUCUAUCUAUCUAUCUAUCUAUCUAUCCAUCUAUCUAUCUAUCUAA
Molecule: messenger RNA, 1071 nt
Organism: Acanthosepion pharaonis
Lineage: Eukaryota; Metazoa; Mollusca; Cephalopoda; Sepiida; Sepiidae
Source: the annotation of a GenBank genome assembly